AUGGCCGAACCCCAGCCUACGACGGCCGAUCUAUCUCCAGAGCAACUUCGUCAACGCAGGGAGAGCCUGACCACUGUCGAGCUGCGCGACUCCAAAGGCAGAACCCGCAGCGUAGCUGUUGAAGACCUGACUGAAGCGGACAAGGCGCUCGCCGCAGAGUUUGGGUACAAACCAGUCUUCAAGCGCGAGUUCGGAUACCUUGCCGCCUUCUCGUUCGCCGUCAGUAUCUCUGGAACAUUUUCGACCAUCUCUACGACCUUUGUGUACCCGCUUGAAGCCGGCGGCAGCGCGUCUGCUGUCUGGUGUUGGCUAAUCUCGGGCGCUGGCUGCAUGUGCAUCGCUCUGUCUGUCUCCGAACUUGUCUCUGCGUAUCCUACGUGCGGUGGACUUUAUUAUACCGUCAGUCGGCUCGCACCAAGAGAAUGGGUCCCGUCUAUCAGCUGGGUUACUGGAUGGCUCAAUCUUCUCGGCCAAGUCGCCGGGGUGGCUUCCUCAGAAUGGGGUGCUGCCGCCCUACUGCUUGCCACCAUUUCGAUCGGGACCGAUUUCCAAUAUGAGCCUACCACUGGUCAGACUGUCGGCGUCAUGGCAGGUCUCACCGUGCUAACUGGCUUGGUGAACUCGCUAUCCACCUACUGGAUGGAAAAAAUGACGAAAAACUACGUGAUCUUCCACGUUCUAGUCAUCAUCACCUGCAGCGUCGCGCUCCUGGCCAUGGCCCAGCCAAGCAACGGCACCCCCAAACACACCGCCAAAUACGUCUUCACCGACAUUCACAACGUCUCCGGCUGGACACCAAACGGCUGGUCAUUCCUCUUCGGCUUCUUAUCCGUCAGCUGGACCAUGACGGACUACGACGCUACCGCCCACAUCACGGAAGAAAUCCGGGAGCCCGAAAUCAAAGCCCCCUGGGCCAUUAGCUUGGCCAUGCUCUUCACCUACGUCGUCGGCUGGCUCUUCACCAUCGUCCUCUGCUUCUGCAUGGGCGACGUGGACCAUAUCCUCGGCUCAAAGAUCGCACAGCCCGUCGCGCAGAUCUUCUUCGACGUCCUGGGCAAAUCAGGCGGUAUCGUCUUUUCGCUCUGCGCCUUCGUCAUCAUCAAGUUCGUCACGUUCACGGCUAUGCAAGCGCUCGGCAGGACUGUGUUCGCCUUCUCCCGCGAUCGCUUGGUGCCCUUUUCCAACGUCUGGACGAAGAUUUUGCCAUUGACCGGCACCCCGAUCCUGGCUGUCUGGAUCAGCGUCUGCUUUUGUAUCGCGAUCAACCUCAUCGGUCUUGGGUCUUACACCGCCAUCCUGGGUGUCUUCAACGUGUGUGCCAUUGCUUUGGACUGGAGCUACUGUAUCCCGAUCUUCUGCAAGCUCGUCUUCGGGACCUUCACGCCCGGGCCGUGGCACCUGGGGAAAUUUAGCUGGGCGAUCAACGUAUGGGCCUGCAUUUGGACAUUCUUCGUCAGCAUCAUCUUCAUCAUGCCCACAAUCAUGCCGGUUACACCUGCCAACAUGAACUAUGCCAUCGUCUAUCUCGCCGGCAUCCUCGCAUUCUCCACCAUUUACUGGUAUGUCCGGGGCAGAAAGUUCUACACUGGACCUCUCAUCGAAGCUGAGGUGGACAUGGCUGCGGAGGGAGAGCGGAGCAGCGAGGAGGUCAUGCAUGAUAAGAAGAUGGCUGGCGAGGGUAGGCAGCAAGAUGUUUGA
This is a messenger RNA of Saxophila tyrrhenica, 1698 nucleotides long. Its product is annotated as polyamine transporter tpo5. Gene Ontology annotation, biological process: transmembrane transport. The record is from RefSeq and is a predicted model, not a curated record. Gene Ontology annotation, cellular component: membrane. Gene Ontology annotation, molecular function: transmembrane transporter activity. The coding region runs from base 1 to 1698 and encodes 565 amino acids. The transcript has 4 exons. NCBI's taxonomy places the organism in Eukaryota, Fungi, Ascomycota, Dothideomycetes, Mycosphaerellales, Extremaceae.